CUCAAGUUUGUGGAUUUUUGAGCCUUUCUGAUUUUUGCAUUUUUCUUCUGCUACGGUUUUGCGAUGUUUGUGGGGUCGGACGUUCUUUCACAACAGGCGAGCGCGCGACCAUUUGAUGUCCGCUAUGCAGUAUGCGCAAGACGCGUGACCGGUUCGGGAGAAGAGAUGCCUUCCCGCAUUCAACGGGAUAACGGCACACCGACAUAAGCACAAUCUCUUGUGGCACAUCUUAAUACAAACUUUUGUUCUGGACCCUCGAUUUAGUGCAUCAGGGCACGACGCACACCUGCUGCAAGCCUGCUUACCGCCUUCGAAAAGAUCCGCCUCUUACUUUUACCCCGUCUCUUGGCUUGACGCAGUGUUUGUCUACCUCGUCUCCGUUCCAUAUUGUCUGUUUGGUAUUCGCGCGUCUCCACCUUCAGCUGUGGCGUCUCACACUGGACAGAAUCGCGUCAACAUCGUUGCAGAAGGACAUGUGGCCCUAGCGCUCGCCGCAUAUCUGUUCGUGAUUGCUUCUAGGAAUCUUCGGCACCCAGUACACCAUCGCCGUACACGUUUCUUCACACAUGCUCUGUCGAUUGCUACCGAGACGAAGAUGAGAGCCCUCAAGAGGCACCGGUCCCGACGCAGCACUCCGAACGAAAACUGUCCCGAUGCUCCCAGUCCACAUUUAUCUGCCAGCGACUCCAUGGCCACUUCUGAACUGCCUCCUUCAAAAAGAGCUCUCGGCAGAGACGAUAAACCUUCCCCCCCUCGUAGCCAACCGAAAAAAUGGUCCAGCGGGCGCGACGAACUGACAACCGAGGCAGAUAAAAGCUGCUUUUCUGUUCAGCCUUCCCAUACAGAGAUGAGAGAAAGUGUAACAAAGACAGAUCUUCGGGUUUCACAGACAUGGCUACCCUCGGGUUCUGCAGCCACCUCCAGAGACCAUGGACUUCCGGGCUCUGCCAUCGAGUCAAAUGCUUCUUUGAGAAACGACACUGAGAGAGGAAGGGGUGCCAGGAAUCUUUGCUCAUAUGAAAACACGGCUGGUUGUCGAGCAGGACAGUGCGCGCGUCCGGGGGGAGAUGCCAGCAUAUCUGCGGGGGAGGGAGAGCUGGCAUGGCAAACCGUGAAGCCGAAGAAACAGCAGCGGCCGUCUGUGAGCAUCAGUCGACAGAAAGGACAGCAGAGGCCUGACAUUGAUAGUCUGCACCAGUUUCUUCGCUGGCUCGUGUGGCAGAAGUUUUCGGGUGGUCCUGCUGCCAGCGGAAACAAAGCACGGAGGCACCCCGACGCGUCUGGAUCCUGCGGUGCAUUGGAGAAAAGCCCUCCGUGGCUGCGCAUUACUCAGCCCCACCUCGUUGGUGCGGUUGUCGUUGCCGUUCUGCCCUACGUGGAUUUGGCGGUUCUUCGCUUCCUCCAACUGGAGGGGCGGGACCGUCUGGCCGAACUCCUGGACCAAGUUGUGGAAACUCGAAGGCAGGCCUGGCGAAAAGCAAGGGAGGAGGAAGUUUGCCGGUACAAGACAGAGCUACGCGCUGAAGCCACCACGCAAGGAGGCGAUGUAAGUGGUGGGGGCGAAAAGUUCCCGGGUAUCGCGUUCUCCGACCCCUCCGAGGGAACACCGUGUGCAAGUGCCAGCGGGAGCGAUUCCCUAAAAUUAUCUCACGACGGAGAGGGUCAAACGGAAGAGCUUGAGGAGGCAAAUGACAGUGACAUGUUGCUUGACCGGCGAGGCAGGUCGAGACUUCUUCCCAAUGGUUACUCCUCUCUCCUUCAAUUCUUGGCGUCUCCAAGCGGUCCUAAGAUCCCAACGCGCUUCAUUAGAGUCGAGAGUGGCCAACACUGCUCAAUCGUCCGGAGUUGCUUUUCUUCUCUUGUCGAUGCGCGGACGUUUCGUGACGUGGACGUCACGCACCUGAAAACAGCCGCGAACUAUGAUCCGUCGUACUACUUGCUAACUCUGGACGAAAUGAAGAGCAACAAUUUUCCUCUACCAGAGAUGUCUGGCAAUUUCCCGACGGGGUACACCUCCAUCCACGCUCAUUUGGUGUACCCGCCUACGUGGGAUGGCAGAGUCGGGUCGUGUACUGUCGAGUCUACUAUACCGUCCACUGCUUGUUCCCGUUUGCCCCCAUCUGGACGGGAUGCCUUUUCCCCUUCGUCGGCUUCGUCAUCGGCUGCUGCGUCCUGUGCUCCUCAGUCGUCUGCCGGGCCUUCCUCUGUGGCGCCUGUUUCCGUGGAGCAGUUCUUUGCGUUGGAUUGCGAAAUGGUUUUGACGAAGUUGGGCACCGAAGUGGGGCGCGUGUCAGUCAUCGACAGCAACGGCACAGCACUGCUCGACGUCUUCGUUCGCCCCAAAGGGCCGAUAAUCGAUUACCUCACCCGAUUUUCUGGACUGGAAGAACGCCAUCUUGCUUCAGCAGAGCUUUCGCUUGAAGACGUCCAUCGCCGGCUUUCCCAGAUCCUGCCCCCUGAGGCAGUGCUUGUCGGUCAUUCUCUAGAAAAUGAUCUGCACGCGCUGAAGCUUGUCCAUCUCCGGUGUAUAGACACCUCUAUUCUAUAUCCCCAUGCCAUACUGGGCCUGAAGAACUCUCUGAAGCGUCUGGUCAACUGUUUUCUUCCCGAGCAGAAGCUGAGACGCGAGCGAGGCCAUGAUUCUCUCGAGGAUGCGAGAGCAACGCUGAAUCUUGCGAAGCUGAAAGUGCAGCGAGGACCCGAAUUCGGGGUGCUGUCUAAGCAAUACGAGCCUCUGGGCCGCGCCCUCCGGGCUGUGGCUUCCAGGGCCCUUCGCUGUCAGCAGCAGACGAGAGAAGACAUCUCUCCGAAUGAACGACUCAGUUCGGGGUGCGAGUUGUCCCUCUCGUGCGGACAACCAGACGCAUUUCCUCCGUCUACUAACACAGCUUCGAUGAAAAAAUCCGGUUCGAGAGAAAAGCCAGAGAUGUGCGUACCAAUGGAAGUAGACAGGAUAGUUACCACGGUGUCUCCAAAUACCGCGGUGUCCCGACAUCGUGCAGAGGCGAACAACUCGGGACACUUCUCAGCUGAUCGGCACCUUGUGUCAAGGGAGGUGUCAUCUUCAAGCAAAUCGUGCAACCACACAGACCUGACGAAUGCAAGGGCUUGCGACUCGAAUCUGUGCCAGCCUGCUAAAUCCGAGGACCCCCGACUGAAUCUCAUCCUGGUCGAUUCCUUCCUGCAUCCAUGCACAGAAGCUUUCAGGGGAACAAGAGUUUUUCUGGAGAAAAAUGAUGAAGACGUUGUGAAAACGUGUCUAAGGGCGUUGAAUGUGAGCCGCAAGCAACCGAUGCUACGAGAUACAAGCCUUGUCGACGGGGCAAAAGUUUCUGGCAGGUCACAGAACCUCCGAGCCGUUCCUUGCGGCAACACACAACUGAUCCCUGACACAUCUGACCAGAGAGCUGAGAGUCACAUUCCCCAUGUUGGCAAAGUGAAUGCGGCUUUGGGUGAAUGUGAGGCAACAGCGAGGAGUAACGCAAGACGUGGAGACCGCAGAAGUGUCUUAAGCUCGGAGUCUCUAUCGGUUGGUCAGAAAUCGGUAGCAACUCCAAGAGGCGAAGUGGUGGCAAGACCUGAGGCGCCUGCACAGUCUUCUGUAUGCGAAGAGCGCGAGCGACGAAGUAGUCAGCGUGGCGGAAGCGACAGAGAGGGAAGGCAAUGUUGCUUGCAGGAAUCACAACAGAGAGAUACGUUUUUCCCCAUCGGAGUUUGCGUCCUUCGAAGCUACCAAAGAAUGUGUAACAGGACAGCGGGAAUACCAAGAGCUCACUUGUAUGCUUUCAACCGACGGGCUCAGAACAUUUUGCGGCUUCAACAGAAACUGAGAACGAACUGUGUGGUCAGACGUCACAGCGAGACUCUGCAGCAUCUAGACGGAAGAUGGGGCGUGAACAAUGUCGCUUCGAGAGCAGAGAAUGGGGCGAGAGGGAACGGGAACGCGUGCACUGACGACGUCGCAAGUGGAGCCUGCACUGAAGUACCAACAGAGACAGAGGGAGCAUUCGACGUACACGUUGAGGGACAGAGAAGAGAAAACCCGGCUCGAAUCAAGGGUAGUUCAGGGAAGAUCGACUCUGAUAGAGACCUCAGCCGGGAGAGCGAGACUUCCGACGAUGGCGACGAGGCGGCGCAGGUAGACGAAAAAGACAUUCUGCGUACCUGUGGGUACGGACUUACUCAGAAUCCUCAACUGCUCUUUCCUUCGGUAUGCCGGAAAGAUGCUUUGUCUGCGUUACUGGAGCUAGAUGAUUUGUUGUUCACUCUAUUGGCUGGACUGCGUCAAAAUGACCUCCUGAUUCUGGUUUCUCCUUGCGGCAACGCAGCCCGCUAUCUUAGCCUCGCGGCGCUGCGAUCAGCAUUGUCGUCCGGCUUGGGAGGGACACAGAGGUCGAAUCCUGCAGAAGCAGAAGUGCGUCACGGGUCAUCUGUGAGCGACGGAACCAACAGUGACGGGAGCCCUUCACAUCCGUACGGCAAGAUGUGUACUGGCGCAUGUGAGGCCACGCAGACGACGCUUCUUCAGUCCCAGGCGAUUGAUCAAGAGUUUUUGACUGAGCAGCGGGCACCCGUAAAAACUUCGACAGCGCUAGAGUCUGUAUAUCAGCUGGACAACGCCUUCCCUGAUAUCAACUCAAGUGGUAAUGGCACUUUCCCUGAGCUUACGUGGACCUCUUCAAUGGAAAGAGAACUCGAAAAAGCACGUGGCACCGGAGGCAACACCACAUUUCCAGUCAAAAGAACGUCGAGUAAGCGACUGCGGUUAAUCGGUCCUUCCACAAAUGGAUUCUUCGAUGCAGAGCGUGACUGUACAACCGCCCAUGUUGAAUCAAGGCGGAACAACCAGCAGCAGGGAGACGCGUCGCUUUCCCCAAACGUACCAGCGUACGGUUUAGUGUCACUUCGCGACAUCGUAGCGGCCACUUGA
Messenger RNA from Toxoplasma gondii ME49, 4930 nucleotides. Its product is annotated as exonuclease. The transcript has 7 exons. The coding region runs from base 596 to 4930 and encodes 1444 amino acids. The record is from RefSeq and is a predicted model, not a curated record. Gene Ontology annotation, cellular component: nucleus. Lineage: Eukaryota; Apicomplexa; Conoidasida; Eucoccidiorida; Sarcocystidae. Gene Ontology annotation, molecular function: nucleic acid binding; exonuclease activity.